Molecule: messenger RNA, 2948 nt
Organism: Salmo salar (Atlantic salmon)
Lineage: Eukaryota; Metazoa; Chordata; Actinopteri; Salmoniformes; Salmonidae
Source: RefSeq, a predicted model, not a curated record
UUGACCUCUGCCAUGAACGUCGACCAAUGUGCUCACGCUGUCAUGCUGCGUCACGUGGUUGUAAAAACGAAUCGGCACGCAAUUCCUUCUUAAAAGUCAGGGGACGAGACACCUGCCUAUUUUCCUCAAUAGUACGUAAUGUCAUGGAUUUUAAGCUAUACGAUAUUACAGCGAACAAGUGAAUUAUCUCACACCCCGAUAAAAAUGUUGAAUGUUGUACUUCUUGUUCACGUAAUUCAUGCUAAUGUUGGGUUUUUGAGCUGGAGCCAGAAGGAGUGAGUGCGUUGUCCAAUAAUCCCCCAGAAUGCACCACGCGGCCCAUUGACGAAGCACGGGCAACGUACACAAUGGUAGUUAACACAAUUACACUGGAGUUUCUCAUCUCCAUAAAGGUAUCUCUGGUUAUUCUUGCUCGCUUCACAACGGUGGCAAUACCAAAGAUGGUGGACGCUUUUCUUCUUUGAUUGAAAGCAAGAAUGGGACAAUUUUGGAAUAUAGCUGGACAAGCCUCUCUGGCUCUCCUCCACCCUCCCAGAGUCCCCGGGUCGUGCCUCUCCCGGUAGCACCUUAUUGUGCAGUCUGAAGGGGGUGUCUGUGCGGCUUGUCGACUGCAGGAAGACACCUGGGCAGAGUGGCCUUAAAAUACACAAGGCAACAAUGACAGGAGAGAAAUCCCACAGUUCAUCUAAUGCUGAAAAACACAAAACCCUCUCAGGAAACAGGCCUCGCUCCCAUAUCUGUGAUCACUGUGGGAAGAAUUUUACCACAGCAACCAAUCUGAAAAGACACUUACUUUAUCUGUCUGGAGAGAAACCAUACAUGUGCUCUGAAUGCGGAAAGAGAUUCACACAGGCCGGCAGUCUUAAGACACACCAGAGAACUCAUACGGGGGAGAAACCGUACAUCUGCCCUCGUUGUGGGAAGGCUUGGAGUGAUUAUGGAAACUUAAAGAGACACAUGAGAAGGCAUACUGUUAAACAACACACAGUGAAACCUCACCAUUGCUCGGAUUGUGGGAAACAAUUCAUUGUAAAAUCAAGCCUAAAACAUCACCGGCUAGUUUUUCACACAGAACACCCUCACCGUUGUGGUCAAUGUAAGAAGAGUUUCAUAACUGCAGAAAGACUGGAAUCACACAUAAAAACACGACACCCGCCAAGUGAUCCUCUGAAGAACCCACACGUGUGCUCUGAAUGUGGAAAGGGAUUCCAUCAGGCCGGCUGUCUGAAGAGACACCUGAGAACUCAUACGGGGGAGAAACCGUUCGUUUGCACUCGUUGUGGGAGGGCUUGGAGUGAUUCUGGAAACUUAAAGAGACACAUGAGAAAAACUCACCCAGGAGAAGAGAUGGUUAAGAGGCUUGACACUCAGAGGAGUGACCCUACAGGAAGUAGGGAGGAAAUUAAUGUGGAUUCAAUUAAAUUGGAGGAGCAGGGAAUGUCUCGGUCACUCCAGCUGAAAGAGGACAUCAGAAGGAUACUGGUGGAUGCUAGCGGUGCACCAAUGAGUCCCAACCGAGCCGAUGAUUAUUCUGAAGACUGUGACGAGGGACGAACUAGGUUGCCUAGCAACAGACUGGAGGCGAAAUCUGAUCUAGAGAGGCACACACCAGACCAGAGGGAGAGUGAUGUGACUACUUCCCAGUCAGAAAGUGUUUUUCUCAAACCACACUUGUGCACUAAAUGAGGUAAGGGAUUCAAAAAGGCCGGCUGUCUGAAGAGACACCUGAGAACUCAUACGGGGGAGAAACCGUUCGUCUGCCCUCGUUGUGGGAGGGCUUGGAGUGAUUCUGGAAACUUAAAGAGACACGAGAAAAACUCACCCAGGAGAAGAGAUGGUUGUUAAGAGGCUCAACACACAGAGGACUGACCCUACAGGAAGUAGGGAGGAAAUGAAUGUGGAUUCAAUUAAAUUGGAGGAGCAGGGAACAUCUUGGUCACUCCAGCUGAAAGAGGAGGAUGCUUGCGGUGCACCCGUGAGUCCCAGCCAGGCUCAUGCUGAUGAUGUAGACUGCAACGUUGAGGACAGGGAUUGGUUGCCUAGCAUCGGACUGAAGGCGGAGCCCAUGAGUCCCAUCCAAUCCGAUGAUGACUCUGCAGACCGCGAAGAAGAAUGGAACGAAGCGGGAGGUGCCCUUCGUUGUGGGAAGGCUUGGAGUUAUUAAAGAGACACAUGAAAAGAGCUCACCCACCACACAAUCAGCAUGUCCCUUAUCCCUACCCACCACACAAUCGGCAUGUCCCUUAUCCCUACCCACAUCAGACUCCAUUGUAACUUGGUUUACACCUGUCCAAUCCCUUAUAGAUGUGUUUACUACUUCAAGGAAACAAGAUGGGAAGGAUGUGAUUUUUAGGGGUGGUAUAUUUGAUGUUGUAAUUGUUUUUAAUGGAGACAGGUUAGAAGUAGAGGGGGAGACAGAUGAGCAGGGAAGACAGUGAAGAGUAGAUGCAGGGAUUGAACUUUGGUCUCCAGUGGGGAGGCUGAGGCAUACAUAGAGCAUCCAGCUGUGUUACCACAAGACUACAGGCUAUGUACAGAAGGAAGCAUUUCUAAAGUAUUGGAACACUGCCCUAGACUCAGCCUGUCCCAAAUAUCACCUUAUGCCCUAUAUAGUGCACUACUUUUGACCCCUGCCCAAUGGGGUGCCAUUUGGGAUUCAGGACUUCCCAAACCCCUACCUACCACGUGCCCUUGCUCGGCCCUCACUAGGGCUGUGGCGGUCAUGACAUUUUGUCAGCAGGUGAUUGUCAAGCAAAUAACUGCCAAGUAAAUAACUGCCGGUCUCAUUUUGACCGUUUAAUUAUCAUAAACAUGUUUAGAAUCUCCUGGCUUCCACAUUUAACCUACAAGCCACUGAUCAAAUCAAAUCAAAUGUAUUUAUAUAGCCCUUCGUACAUCAGCUGAUAUCUCAGAGUGCUGUACAGAAACCCAGCCUAAAACCCCAAACA